Molecule: messenger RNA, 1584 nt
Organism: Fusarium poae
Lineage: Eukaryota; Fungi; Ascomycota; Sordariomycetes; Hypocreales; Nectriaceae
Exons: 4
Coding region: 1-1584 (527 amino acids)
Source: RefSeq, a predicted model, not a curated record
AUGACUACAGAACCCAUCCCGAAAACGGUCAAACGAUUGAUCGCUUGUUGUGAUGGAACGUGGAUGGACAGUGACAAAGGAUACCAAGAGCCUGGACUGUUCGAGAAGGAAGGAUCUCUUCAAACCCCUUCUAACGUCACACGCAUCUCGCGUUGCUUUGAAAAGAGAUGUAAUGAUGGAAAGCUACAGGUAGUCAACUACGAGUCAGGAGUUGGCACAGGUAGCAACAGGCUCGACAGUAUUACUGGAGGUGCUUUCGGACAGGGUCUCGCCGAGCGCAUGAGGGAAACAUAUUCUUUUAUAUGUUCCAACUAUAUGGAUGGUGACGAAAUCAUCCUCGUUGGAUUCUCAAGAGGUGCAUUUACAGUCCGCUCUGUUGCCGGCAUGAUAGGUAACCUCGGUCUUCUUACUCGUGAAGGCGUUGAGUUCUUCUAUCCCAUUUUCAAGGACAUGCAGCAUUGGAUGGAUGCCGAUUACGAAGACCCAUUCCCCAACAUCCCUUUUCCUGACAAGCCAAAAGGAAAAGAUGCUGCCGACAAGUACAGAGCUCGCUUGGAGCAACUCGGCUAUACUCGCGUGAAACGAGACCAAGGAGACGAGAUCAUCACAAUCAAAGCAGUCUGCGUUUGGGAUACUGUUGGUAGUCUCGGAAUCCCCAAGAUUGCCUGGUUGGACAAACUCGGAAUCCACAGAAUAGAGCACGCUUUCCAAGCUCUUGCCUUGGACGAGACUCGCCCACCCUUUCAGCCCGCAGUAUGGGAGAGACUCCCUGAGAACAGAUACACAACGGAUCUGAGGCAGGUCUGGUUCCCUGGCAAUCACGGUAAUAUUGGUGGUGGAUGGGAGGAUCAAGGUAUUGCCAACUGCACACUUGCCUGGAUGAUGGAUCAAUUGGCUUCUAUUGGCGUCGAGUUUGAUCUGCCCUCUCUAGAGCGCUGCUUCGUGCAAAAUGUCAAGUACUAUCACAAGACUCCUUCAAAACUAAGCAUCAAAUCAAGGAAGAAGAAGCAGAAGCAGAAACCACGCCAAUGGGCGAUGAGCCCCAUCUACGAGAACAACCGCCCAUUCAGACCCUGGGGGCUUGGAGCAAUCAACAAGUCGCCAGGUAUCCUCUAUAAGCUUUCUGGUCAGACGACUCGCACACCGGGUCUAUACAGACCAACUGACCGCAGAUCAAAAUCCGACAAGUCAAGAUAUCUUCUGGACACGAACGAGCGUAUACAUAGCUCAGUGAGAGUUCGGCUUGCUUGUAAAGGACUCAGCUUAGAUGAUGAGCAUGUCUGGGACUGCCCAGCAUUGCUCGGGAAGUGGAAACUGAAGCGAACGCGAGAGAAGUUCAACGAUCCAGUACCUCAGGAGCCGGGCUGGUGUCCACAUUCUGCAAAGGAUAACAUGGGCCAUCCCAAUGACUGGUCAAAGGGAAGAUGGGUAUGGGAAUAUAUCGGAAGCGAGAAGAAUGGCCCUACUGAUAAGAGGCAACGCGUUAUGGUUGAGGAACCGCUGGGACCUUAUGAGCGAUACUUGCUUAGCUUGUCGGCGGGAACUCCAAACGUUUAUCACUUUGCAGACACUGUUGACUUUUAG